GAGGCCCCGGCGCAGGGCGGAAAGAGGAGGCGGCGGUGGUGGUGGGGGGGGUCAUGGCGUGGUCCCGGUACCAGCUGGGCCUGGCCGCCCUCAUGCUGCUCACAGGCUCCAUCAACACCCUGGCGGCCAAGUGGGCUGAUAACUUCAGCGCAGCUGGAUGCAGUGGGACACAGGAGCAUGGCUUCCAGCACCCCUUCCUGCAGGCUGUGGGCAUGUUCCUGGGGGAAUUUUCCUGCCUGGGAGUGUUUUACCUGCUGGUGUGGAGGGAUCGGCGCAGACCAGAGCCCAGCAUGGCCCCGUCACAGCCCUUCAACCCUCUGCUUUUCCUGCCUCCCGCCCUCUGUGAUAUGACUGGGACCAGUAUCAUGUACGUGGCCUUGAACAUGACCAGCGCUUCCAGCUUCCAGAUGCUGCGAGGAUCCGUCAUCAUCUUCACUGGGCUCCUCUCCGUUGCCUUCCUAGGCCGCAAACUGGAGCUGAGCCAGUGGCUGGGCAUCCUGGUCACCAUCGUGGGACUGGUGGUGGUGGGGCUGGCUGACCUACACAGCUCCCACGACCAGAAACACAAGCUCAGCGAGGUGAUAACUGGUGACCUGCUCAUCGUCAUGGCACAGGUGAUCGUCGCCAUCCAGAUGGUGCUGGAGGAGAAGUUUGUCUACAAACAUGACGUUCACCCGCUGCGGGCUGUUGGCACCGAAGGUUUCUUCGGCUUCCUCAUCCUGGCCCUGCUGCUAGUGCCUAUGUACUACAUCCCAGCGGGCAGCUUCAGCGGGAACCCUCGGCAGGCACUGGAAGAUCCCCUUGAUGCCUUCUGCCAGAUCGGUCAUCGACCCCUCAUUGCCUUGGCCCUGCUGGGGAACAUCAGCAGCAUUGCCUUCUUCAACUUCGCUGGCAUCAGUGUCACCAAGGAGAUCAGUGCCACCACCCGCAUGGUGCUGGACAGCCUCCGCACCCUUGUUAUCUGGGCUGUCAGCCUGGCGCUAGGCUGGGAGACCUUCCAUGGCUUGGAGAUCCUGGGAUUUGGAGUGCUGCUGGUGGGUGCUGCUCUCUAUAACGGCCUCCACCAGCCCCUGCUUGCCUGCCUGUCCUGGCGCGCAGAGGAAGCCGAACGGGAGGGUUUGCUCAACGGGGAGAGCACGGCCAUCAACAGCGAGAGCUGAACGGAGCCCCUUGAGACCACCUUGGCCAUGGGGUUUAUAUCCCUGGAUGAUCUCUCCUCCUUGGGAUGGGAUUGGAGUGGUGGUGGUGAUGCUGGACUGCUCUUUGCCAGAGAAACCUCUCCCCUAUCUCGCUGCACAGGCUUCGGCGAGGCUUCCCUGUGGGAAGCAGACCCUCAGCCAGCAUUCCAAGUGAGAUGGAACCCUCUACCCAUAUUCCCAAGGGCUUCCAGGAGGUGGGGGGGCUGGUUUGGGGCUGGCCCCGCUGCUCCCCACC
Cuculus canorus (common cuckoo) is the source of this 1434-nucleotide messenger RNA. It is a transcript of the gene SLC35F6, whose product is annotated as solute carrier family 35 member F6. Bases 54 to 1160 code for a protein of 368 amino acids. Lineage: Eukaryota; Metazoa; Chordata; Aves; Cuculiformes; Cuculidae. Gene Ontology annotation, molecular function: transmembrane transporter activity. The transcript has 6 exons. Gene Ontology annotation, biological process: transmembrane transport. The record is from RefSeq and is a predicted model, not a curated record. Gene Ontology annotation, cellular component: membrane; intracellular membrane-bounded organelle.